CCCAAAACCCGCCCGAUUAUUACCAUACUACUCUGCCUCCUUUCGUGCCCUUCUCCGACGAUGGCGGAGGAGAAACCCUCGCGAGCUCCCGAAACCCUCGCCGGAGCGGGAGAAGAAGAAGAAGUAGAAGCCCUAGGAGCCGCUCCCUGGGAAACCCUAGAACCACCUCCGGUACCCGUCCUUAAUGGCGUCGUCGACGAGGUUGCAAUAACCCAUUCACCAAUGGCGGCGGAGGUGGAGGAUGAUGACGACGAGCGCGCCCUAGUGGGCGACCCCGAUCCCGAUCCCAAGAUGCUCAAGAAGAGGUACUCGAGGAUCGAAUUGGAGCGGUUGAUGUACGCGAAUCCUGAGCAUCAGCGGCGGAGGUGGGAGGAGGUGUACGGCAGCCUCGGCGAUGCCGUGUCUCGCGAAUACGAUGGGAUUUGUGCGGCGGCGGACCCGAUGAGCAGGAAGAAGACGACGACGAAGAAGAAGAAGCAGGGGGGUGGGGGCAAGAAGAAGAAGGAUCCAUACGAGAUUGUAGGUAAAGAUUCUGUUGUGGAUACUUCAACAAGUUUGGAUGUGCCAAAUUUCCAUGAAUCUGGUGCGCAUGCAAGUAGCAUGAAUUACUCAGCCAUAGAACAACCGUGUGAAGACUAUGAAGGCGUUGACGAUGAAGAUGAGUCUAGUGAUGAUGAGUAUGGCAGCAUUCAAAGGCCUGCCUUUUUAGUGGAAGGAGAACCUGAUUUUGAUUCUGGCCCACCACUAGAUGGUUUUGAGUACCUAAGGCGUGUCAGGUGGGAAGCUGCUCAAAUUCCAAAAGUGAAAAUAGCUAAGAUCAAUUUGAAUAAACUUGCUGGUGAGCAGACACCUUAUAUGCCAAAAAUACCAGAGAUACCCAGGUGCCUGCCCGAAAUAUUGCCAUCAAAACAGUGGGAAGAUACAUUUCUUGCUCAAUUUUCAGGGAUAAGAGAGGCUUUUUCUCAGCUCGAGAGUUCCUGCGAUCAACCAUUGGUCACAGCAGGUUGCAGAACCUCUUCCAAACAGCCUGACUUAACAGAGCAUGCAAAGAGCGUUCCAACACUAACCAUGAUUCGUGGCAUGGACGCCGUUGUACGAGCUGCAACAUUAAGGAACUACGUAGAUAUGCUUGAAAGCAUGGACACUUUAUCGAGGAACGACUGCCUGUGGCUAUUUGCUCUUUGUGUGGCAGUAGACACUCCGUUAAAUGCCGAUACAUGUGCUUCUCUCAGAAGCCUUCUGCGGAAGUGCUCGAACCUUCUGGCAAACAAGUCAGAGUUAGAUGAUGAGGCCGCGAUGUUGAAUAUACUCAUCACGAUCACUGGGAAGUAUUUUGGGCAGUCUGAGAAUUACUAAAAUCAAACAAGGAUCUCUAAAGAAGGCUUGGCUCUUUUAAGAACUGGAAAAUGGUCUAUUUAUUUUGUCAUCAUCAGAAUCAAACCCCAGAGAGCAUAAUGCAGUUUCAAGUUAUUACUCAAAUGGCAUUCUGGCUUGAUGUUUUGCUGCUAUUGCUGCUUUGAUCAGUUUUUGGAUGUUUUCACGUGCCACACUACUGUCCUUUGCAGUAUUAAUCCAUAGAUUUUAGUACAUUAACUGGCAGCAUACCGGUCUUUGCCAUCCGCUUAAUAUCGUGUUUUCCAUCACGGGCCAGACGAACGAGGAGUCAAAUGAUGAAGUGUUUUAACCUUUUAAUGGAAAAUAACGGAGCUCUACUGAAGCAACAGAUACAUUUAGCCUGUCUCGAAUUGUAGGGGAUCGCUGUCGUCCUUGUAUUGUUAAGGAUUGAUGGACAUUAUUCAUUGUGGACGUGGCCGUGUCUCAUUCGAGCUUAUCGAGAAUGAGAUAUGCGCGAUCCUUUUUAGGUCGUAAACAUAUGGAUGUGACCUACUUUUCCAAGUGUAGGAUGUGUCAAAGAUGAAGAACAAUGUUUUGGUGUAAAGCUUUUGUUGAAAUGGUUGUCGGGAGUAUAUGCUCAGUUUCGGUCUGUCGGUGAGGACCAUUUAUAGGGUUGGAAGUUAUGCGGUUGAGUUUACAUGAACCUUCGGUUGGGCCGAACAAUCUGCAACUACGAGUGAGUCGAAAUAAUGGGUAGUAACUACUGAUUUAGAUUGUCAAUUAUUGAUUCAGAUUAUACUGCAGAGUCUGGGACCAUUAUUCCUUUCGCUUUAGUAUGUCUCACUUUCAAGAAUCAUUCUGUGUUCUCUGCUCAUCGCCUGUUCCUUCUCUUUCUUUUUGCAUUCUCAUUUUCUUAAAUAACAUUGAAUUGAGCGGCCCAUUAGGGUUUUCCAGAUUAUGAUUUGUAACAAAAGAUGGUGGUCAAGGACUUGUUUGA
Ananas comosus (pineapple) is the source of this 2332-nucleotide messenger RNA. RefSeq lists its product as uncharacterized. NCBI's taxonomy places the organism in Eukaryota, Viridiplantae, Streptophyta, Magnoliopsida, Poales, Bromeliaceae. Gene Ontology annotation, cellular component: SMN complex; nucleus. Gene Ontology annotation, biological process: spliceosomal snRNP assembly. The transcript has 5 exons. The record is from RefSeq and is a predicted model, not a curated record. The coding region runs from base 61 to 1356 and encodes 431 amino acids.